Xyrauchen texanus (razorback sucker) is the source of this 3841-nucleotide messenger RNA. Its product is annotated as cation channel sperm-associated auxiliary subunit gamma-like. Bases 374 to 3772 code for a protein of 1132 amino acids. NCBI's taxonomy places the organism in Eukaryota, Metazoa, Chordata, Actinopteri, Cypriniformes, Catostomidae. Gene Ontology annotation, cellular component: sperm principal piece; motile cilium; CatSper complex. The transcript has 30 exons. The record is from RefSeq and is a predicted model, not a curated record.
CCCAUAGACUGUCUAAGGGACCGACGCGUUAUGCUAUUUUAUGCUAAGCUGUAGAAACCCUUAGAAGGGCUCUGACCUCCCGCGAUGUUGCUAGUGCCAUAGAUCCAUCCGUCUCUGACUAGACACCUCAACUGUAGGUUUUUCUUUUGCGAGCACACUCACUAAAUGGAGCCAGUUGUAUGUUUACUGUUUGGAACGGGCAACCACUGGACUGGAACAUGUGCAUAUGGAAUGGAUUGACAAACAAACUGCCAAUCGUUUUUCUUUUUUUAAUCUAAGGUGGUGAAAAUGCCUAUCAAGAUGUGCUCCCAACAUGGGUAGCAUAUUUUGAAUGACCCACAACCCCUAGAACAUACCCUAAAAUGGCACUGGGAUGGCCAUCCUCAGAGUAAUGCGGAUGAUUGUAGUUAUGGUGCUCGCGCUGUCUGGAGGAUCUCGCGCCGCAGAGUGCGAGUGGGGCGCGCGCUUGUGUAAACCCGAGCACAUUUCCACGGAAGCCUGCAGUCUGUGGAUCCCAGUCUCGUGGCUUAACGGGGCCAUCGAGAUGCAGGAUCUAGACCCCAGUGUUCACGCCAUAAUGGAAACUUUAACCGACCAGCCUGUGGAUACACAUAAAAACAUAUUUAUGGGAUUUCCAUAUUACAUCAGAGUAGACCUGCUGUGUGGUUCCAAGGAGUCUUCGGCGAAAGCCAUGCUGGACGGUUUAUUGACGGGUUUGACUCCAAUAGUGAUUGUGAGGUUCCAGGAGUCCUCACACCCCACUCGCCUCAAACUGCUGAGACUGGAAGUGGAACUCAAAACCGCUCCAUUAUCAGACAGCGCACCCUGUGGAAGUAAGAUGUGUCCGUUUGGCUGGUAUGCCCCAAUGCCCAUCAUCAAUGAUUCAGUAGUGUACAGGCUGAAAGUUAAAUCUAAUGGGUUUGGUUCUCAGGAUGUACCUGAGAAAAGCUUUACCAUAAAUGUGAAUGGCUAUGUGCGUACUACAGAGGAAGGAAAAACUGAAACAUCCUUUGGCAAUGAGAUACAGGAUCUAGAAGACACGCUGAGAGUUGGUAGUCCAUCUCGUCCACUUUGGGCUGCAGUGGACCACACACCUGUUCUUUUGUUGCCAGGCAUACCAGGCUUAAAAGCUGUGCUUAUGACGGCUACAGAGUUUCAGUUCACAUCACUCAUAGAGGUGAAUAUAGAGAGCCACCGGUCAGGCUCUUUGAGUUGUCCGCAGGUGGAAAACUCUUCUAUGAUUCAGGAAGCAAUAUCUACAGAGAGCUCACUAUUUAUCAGGCACAAUCAACAGUUAUACCGUUACCUUGGAAACUAUUCACUUCUACCCCUCAAAGUGCCACCAUCAGAUGCAUGGGAACAAGUAUUAAGAUCAGUCUGUGUGUCUGGUUUGGUACCGGCAAGUGUUCCUCAUCGUGGAAGAGAGUACUUCUAUGUUUUGGGGGGAGGCUUGCAGAGUGGAACCCUCCACCGUGCAGAGGUUUACGAUGGGAAUAUGACCUUUACGGAGUUGGUGGAUUCUUUUGGCCACACAGCAUGCGAGUUUGUGACUUCUCUAUGCUGUGAUAUGAAUCGUAAAAGUGUUAAGAAUUGUCCCAGCUGCCAGGUGCGUUCAGCGGCCCAAAAUGCUCAACAAAAUGUGACUGAUAUCAUCCUAGUAGAAUUGCUUCCACAACAAGACCAUGAGCAUUCGUACAUACUGCUCACACUAGACGGUGAUUUCCACAUGGGUGACCCUUUACCUAAGUUCAUCCCUAAUGAGCAACAGGAGAGCAGCUCUGUAGAGCUGAAGCUCAAUGGAAUUACGUUUAACCCCACCUCAGGAAUCCUGUACAUCUGGGGCAACACACUUAUCUGCUCAUAUGUGCUCACUUGGGAUGUUGGGCAGAAUUUUCUGUUCUUCAGAGGAUUUCCUUUGGAGCAGAUGAUAAAAUAUUUCAUUCUGUCCUUUGAUGGAAAUUUUGCCUUUGUCACUGAAGAAGAGGAGCUGUGGUGGGGUCAGGAAAGAACAGAUUCUGUGUUUCGUUUGCGACCUUCUCAGGGCUGGCAUGUGUUCUCCAGUCUGCAGGCUCUUAAAGGACCUCAUUCUUACUCUGAUGAUUACAGCACACUCACAGUGUUUUAUGACAGCAGUAAAGAGUUACAGGAGGUGAUGUACACGGUGGACAUUGGUGGAAAAGGUUCUAUUGUGAAGAGGAAGCUUCCAGUGCCUGAGAUUCUGUAUUACAGUCAUUUUGCUCAAGCACCACACCAAACUCAACACUUGCAGUCAUACAGUCACUUUACAUUUCUGUCUGCAUGUCCCUUUGACUGGGAUUACUUUGAGGAUUUGCCUCAUCAAGAGCGCUUUAACCGAUUGAAGUGGUACCUGGCCAGCCCCCCCAUAGUGACGCCCCCCUCUGGAUUACACACCACACAGUCAUUGGCUGUGUACCAGGGCCUUCUCUACCACCUGCUGCUGCUGCAUGGUCAAAACAUAAUGGACAUUAGAGAUCCUAAUGAAAGCUCCAUCUCACGCAUGUGGAAGGAUGAAGUGGCGUACAAGGACUUAUAUUCCUACCUGGUGUAUAUAAGUGAGUCCUCAUCAGGUGUGAUUGUGGACAUGGAAGGCUUUUCACACCCUGACCUCAGCACAACAUCCACUCUGCCUGAUAGAGUUUACCUAGACCGAACAGCCUCAUACUCAUUCUCUCUUUACCUAAGAGCCCAGCAGCUCACUCAGGACCCCAUGGGUAAGGGUGAUUUAAAUCAUAUCAGGAUGUCUGUGGAGGUCUCUGAUUACCGAUAUCUACAUGUGACUCUCAGCAGACAUGUGAUGUUAAACCGUGGAGGAGUUCUUUAUAAGGUGACAGUGAUGGACAGGGGGAUGUUUCAAGGUCAGGUGUUUCCGGGAGAGUGGCUUCUGUCCUUCAGUGUGCUGGUCAGGAUUGUCAAUUCAGAGUUGAGGUGUUUUCAUCAGACCGACCAUGGAAUGAUUCUCAAGGGUUUGCAGAGUGUGCCUGUUUCUAUUGGUUGUCCUCCUGGUAACCAAUUGGUGUUUGAUGUCAGUACCACUCUGCAGGAGUCUAUGCACCUGAACAAAAGGAACUUUAGCUGCAUAAACCCUGACCCAGUAACACCCUGCUUCUACUAUGACAACUUGUUCUAUCCAUUCUUCCUGAUUCAGGAUCUGGUCUUGGAAAAGUCACGGAAGUUUCUGGGCAGCUUCACGUUUAAGGUAGUUGGUGGUGGUCCUUAUUCCAGGAAGAACAUUCGUGAAUACAGCUCUGAGGAAGUAAUGAGGUAUAACAGCAUCAAUUACAGUUCAGAGGAAGCACUGGUGUGGGCGUUAGAGGGCUUUUUGGAGGAUUCAGACUCAUUUAACGUGACUGAGGAAGGCUUCGUUAUUAUGAAUGGAACCUGGAACAAUGGAAUCAGGUGGCUUUGUAAGAAGAACUCUCCCUGUGGUGAUGUGGUUGCCCAGGAUGCAACUGCUCCACAUUUCUAUUUCAUCAUUGAGGUCUCAAACAGGGAUAUGGAUACGAGCACAUACUGUGAUUACACUUUUCGUUUUGAGAUUCUUGUGCAUGCACUCCACAUGAGUGAAAACAGACAGCUCCUCAGCUAUCUGAUGGCUCUGGCAUGCAUCCUUGGUGUGGUGGUGUUUUAUUGCAUCUUACCACAAUUCCUAAUAACUGCAAUGCAGAAUUUGAAAUGCCAUGGACACACAGAUGAGUCCAAUGCUCCAGCUGGCACGCCAGUGAUCCAGCUGUUAGAGCGCAGAAGUGAAUGAGCCAACACGCAUGCACAAGACACAAACGGUUCACAAUGAUGUAUUUACUCAUUUAAUAUGUUCCCCCCC